Messenger RNA from Penaeus indicus, 2278 nucleotides. Its product is annotated as papilin-like. The transcript has 10 exons. Bases 1 to 1617 code for a protein of 538 amino acids. Gene Ontology annotation, molecular function: serine-type endopeptidase inhibitor activity. Gene Ontology annotation, biological process: negative regulation of peptidase activity. The record is from RefSeq and is a predicted model, not a curated record. Lineage: Eukaryota; Metazoa; Arthropoda; Malacostraca; Decapoda; Penaeidae.
AUGGAAAGCAAGGCGUCCCACGGCGUCCCUGGGCUGCCUCUGAUGCGUCUCCUCGGCGAGACCCCCUCCACCCCCCCACCGCCAGAGACACCCCCGGACUGCGUCUCGUCCCCCUUCGGAUGCUGCGCCGACGCCCGCACCGCCGCCCACGGGGAGCACGGCGAGGGAUGCUGCCUGAGCGCCGAGUUCGGAUGCUGCCCCGAUAACCUCGGCGUGGCCGCGGGGCCCGCGUUCCAAGGUUGUGGCUGCGAAUUCAGCAUGUACGGCUGCUGUCCGGAUAAGGAGACGGUCGCCCAGGGUCCGGCCCACGAGGGGUGUGGGUGCCAGUACACGGCGCAUGGCUGCUGUCCGGAUAAGGAGACUCCUGCGGGUAGUCCGGACCAGGAGGAGGGAUGCCCGUGCCACAGCUUCCCGUUCGGAUGCUGUCCGGACGGCGUGGGCAUUGCGCGGGGGCCCACCGGCCAAGGCUGCAGCUGCCAGCACUCCCUUCACGGCUGCUGCCCCGACGGAGCGACGCCCGCCAGCGGCCCUGGCGCAGGAGGCUGCGGCUGCAAAGCCUCCCAGUUCGGCUGCUGCCCUGACGGCGUCACGGAGGCUUCCGGGAAGUUCCUCCAGGGUUGUGAGGAGGCACCGGGGGAGCUGCGGAUCCCCGGAGAGGCGUGCGGUCUACCCAAGGAACGCGGUCCAUGCGUCAACUUCACAAUUAAAUGGUUCUUCGACGUGGAGUUUGGAGACUGCAGUCGCUUCUGGUACGGGGGCUGCGAAGGGAACCUCAACCGCUUCGGCUCCCGGGAGGAGUGCGCUGCCACCUGCGUCGAUCCCGAGGGAGAGGAUGCCUGCCACCUUCCGCGCGCGACGGGGCCCUGCACCAACUCCAAGCCAUCCUGGUACCACGACACUAGCGUCGGAGCCUGCAGGCCCUUCCGGUAUAGCGGCUGCCUCGGAAACAGCAACAGGUUUGCGGACAAACAGACUUGCGAAGAACAGUGCGUGAGGACUGGUCAGGCUGCGCACUGCUUUCUGCCCCAAGACUCAGGCCCCUGCGCGGACUACCAGGCGCGCUGGUCCUACGAGAGCACAAGCGGCGUCUGCAAGCAGUUCCUCUAUGGGGGUUGCCAUGGCAACGAGAACCGCUUCGUCAGCAGGGCGAGCUGCGAGCGCCGCUGCGGGACGGCUGUGGGUCAGUGGCCGCCGCCCGCCGCCAGGCUGCGGUUUUCUUGGGACCCGUGCGAGUUGCCCCUCAUCGUGGGCCCCUGCAGUGGCAGCUUCAGGCAGUACUUCUACGACAGAGAGAGCGACGAGUGCUUCGAAUUCUCCUACGGAGGCUGUGGAGGAAACAAGAACAGGUUCGACUCCCUCCGCCUGUGCCAGCAGCGCUGCCAGAAGAGAGGGUCGCCCACGCCGACCUCGGCCCCGACGGAAGGGGUGGAAGGUGUCUCCGUCCGCCCGAGCUGCACAGACAACCCCUUCUUCGCGAAUUGCAAGACUAUCGUGCAAGGGAGAUACUGCACGAACGAGUACUACUCAAAGUUUUGUUGCAGAACCUGCACGUUAGCGGGUCAACUGCCGUUUGCCGGGGCGCCUCUGGAGUCUGGCAAGAAGCAGAUCGGCCGGUGAGAGGGAGAAGAAAGAGGGAGAGGGAAGGACAGGGAGGAAUCUUUCUUAGGAGGAACGAAUUUGCAGACAUUCCUUUUUUUUGCAAUGUUCUGUAAUUACUUGUCCGUCAUCUUUCAAGCACAUAUGAGUGACCUUCACAGUAAGACUGCUCAGUUGGCCCGACUGUCCGCGGGCGAGACGUGUGUCACCGCCCGAAGCCAGAGUUCGAGAGAGGCCUCUGAAGAUGCCGUUUCUCAACACGUCUGCAGUGUUCGAAAUCAAUCAGGCCACGCUUCCCUCUGCCGCCUUCGAAGCAGCCGUUCGAGAUCUCAGCGCCGUUUAAAGCAGCGGUGGAAAGAGCGCUCUCUUGGGCCAAAGACAUCCUACGCCCUACGUAAAGGGCUCUUUCAUAUUCUGAUUUUGGAAACUAUUCUUCUACUGCAGCAAAGUUCUGUCAUAAGAAUUUCGACUUCACGAUUUCCCUUUCUCCCUGAGGAACAAGUGCUGAAAUGACCAAUACUAGAAUUCCAAAGUAUUUCUUCCUGUGCCAAAAGGUGGCUAAUCCUAAAAUUUCUGUUUUUUGGUCAACGUGAAUUAUUGUUAGAUUUUUUUUCUUCUUCUUUUUAAGGAUCUAGAGGAAAUUCAUUUGAAUCUAAUUUACACAAGUUAGUGUAUGUGUGUG